Durio zibethinus is the source of this 1234-nucleotide messenger RNA. RefSeq lists its product as uncharacterized. Lineage: Eukaryota; Viridiplantae; Streptophyta; Magnoliopsida; Malvales; Malvaceae. The record is from RefSeq and is a predicted model, not a curated record.
AAAAUGUAAAAAUUGAUCAACAACAAGAAGCAGAACAGAUUACGCUAAAAAAGAGAAAGUAAAGAGAAGAUCUCUAUUUUUUCUCAAAAGAAUUUUGAUUCACUGUUUUGGGGAAAAAAAACUUGAAUCGUUGCAUUAGAAUCAUGGUAAAGCUAGCCUCAGCAAGAGAGUGUCGAACGUAUGGGCCACGGCUGGCUCGAAGCAGGGCCGAGUACAUAAAUGCAGGGCUACAUUUGUUUGCUACAGUUGUGUUAGUUUGUGGUUUUACAGCACAGUUCUCAUGGGAACCCAGAUCGGGUCUUUUUGUAAUUCUUAUAGCACUAGCUCUUAUAAUUUUGGUUAACGCCCAUGAUCUUUUGGCACAUCUUGCGGGCAUUGAUUAUCGGUUUUCUUUGAUGGGAUUCGAUACACAGCUUGCCCUUGUGGAGUUCUCUGUUCCAGUGGUUCAGGUCUUAGGUUCACAGCUUUUCUUUCUAGGAAUUCUCUUCCUCUUAAUUCAGGCAGAGAAAGGGUAUGGCUUUUUAAAAUUGGAGAAGCAUGCAUUGCGGAUGCUUAUUGCUGGCCCUGUUUUAUGGGUUCUUGGCUCCAUCCAUAACUCGUGUCAAAUCUAUGAGCGAGCCGACGGACAUGUCCAAAUCUUGCAACAGAGUGUCCACAUCCCGUUUUUGAUCGGUAGUUUGUUGUUCUUGGUGGGAGCUAUUCUCAACAGCCACGAGCAAGCUGGAAUUAUUCAUCAUGGGUUACAGUUACUGGGUAAAACUUGGGUGUGCUUAGGCAUUUGUGGCAGCCUAAUGUUUUUCAUUGGGGGAUUGACGAAUGUGGUAAAGGUGUUCAAGAUGCAGCAGAUCAACGGGCUAAGGCUUGAGAAAUUGCGUGGAGGAGCACAAGAUAGACUGAUUCAAGGGUGGGAAGGUCAGGUCCCUCUUAUCAUAGAGGAACGGUGGAGAAAAAUGGAAGUUGAAGAGAUAAAGGCGGCUGCUGCUUCCCCCGCCUCCACUCCUUACAAGGAUGUGCUUCUUGGUGGAACUUGACUACUAUUAUUAUUAUUAUUAUUAUUAUUAAUGGAGAGAUAAUCAGUGAUCAGUUUCUUAUUUCUGGUUUAGUUAUUCCAUCAUUUGCUAAAUAUAUUCAUUCUUCAUUUGCUUUUACUGCUUAUAGAUAUAAUAAUAGUUGAUUUAAUUUAUCUAUUUUCAUGCUUUUUGUUUCCUCUAUUUUUCAUUGAUGGACCAAUGAA